Molecule: messenger RNA, 3289 nt
Organism: Asparagus officinalis (garden asparagus)
Lineage: Eukaryota; Viridiplantae; Streptophyta; Magnoliopsida; Asparagales; Asparagaceae
Product: coatomer subunit beta-1-like
Exons: 5
Coding region: 199-3030 (943 amino acids)
Biological process (GO): endoplasmic reticulum to Golgi vesicle-mediated transport; intracellular protein transport; intra-Golgi vesicle-mediated transport
Cellular component (GO): COPI vesicle coat; cytoplasm
Molecular function (GO): structural molecule activity
Source: RefSeq, a predicted model, not a curated record
UAUUCUUUCAUUUCCCAUUUUUUUUUCCGAAACGAACAGCCCCUAAUCCUCAAACGAAAUCAAACUCCAUCGCCCUUCAAUUACUCCCUCCUCCUCUCUUAAAUCCCUCUCUCUCAGAGAUCCCCAAAUUCCCCUCAAAAUCCUAGGGUUUCAUCGUCCUCUUCCUCCAAAAUCCAGAUCCAGAUCUCGCAUCACAAAAUGGAGAAGGAAAAAUCCUGCACUCUCCUCGUCCACUUCGACAAGGGAACUCCCGCACUCGCCAACGAGAUCAAGGAAUCGCUCGAAGGCAACGACGUCGAAUCCAAGAUCGACGCCAUGAAGAACGCCAUCAUGCUCCUCCUCAACGGCGAAACCCUACCUCAGCUCUUCAUCACCAUCGUACGGUACGUUCUCCCUUCUGAAGACCACACCAUUCAAAAGCUCCUCUUACUGUACCUCGAGAUCAUCGACAAGACCGACUCCAACGGCCGCGUUCUCCCUGAGAUGAUCCUGAUCUGUCAGAAUCUGAGGAAUAAUCUUCAGCAUCCUAAUGAGUAUAUUAGGGGAGUUACUCUCAGAUUCCUGUGUCGGAUCUCGGAAUCUGAGAUCGUUGAGCCGUUGAUUCCUUCAAUUGUUUCGAAUCUCGAGCAUCGGCAUCCGUUUAUUCGAAGAAAUGCUGUGCUGGCGAUCAUGUCGAUCUAUAAACUUCCAAAUGGAGAGCAGUUGCUUGCUGAUGCUCCUGAGACAAUCGAGAAGCUUCUGGCGACGGAGCAGGAUUCAUCCACGAAGAGGAACGCUUUCUUGAUGCUGUUCAAUUGUGCGCAGGAUCGAGCGGUGAAUUACUUGUUAUCGAAUAUAGAUCGGGUUUCGGAGUGGGAUGAAUUGCUGCAAAUGGUGGUUCUUGAUUUGAUUCGAAAAGUUUGCAGGUCGAAUCGAGGUGAAAAGGGGAAGUAUAUCAAGAUUAUUGUGUCAUUGCUUGCUGCUCCAUCGGCGGCGACGACUUACUGUCAGCUUUUAUUGUCACAGAGAGGUGCGGCGACGACUUACUGUCAGCUUUUAUUGUCACAGAGUGAUAACAAUGUCAAGCUUAUUUUGCUUGAUAGGUUGAAUGAGCUCAAGAGCUCACAUAGGGAGAUCAUGGUAGAGAUGAUAAUGGAUGUGCUAAGGGCUUUAUCGAGCCCGAAUCUUGAUAUUCGGAGGAAAACUUUGGAUAUUGCUCUUGAGUUGAUUACUCCAAGGAAUAUUGAUGAAGUGGUUCUUACCCUUAAGAAGGAGGUGGUUAAAACUCAGAGUGGGGAGCUUGAGAAGAAUGGGGAGUAUAGGCAAAUGCUUGUGCAAGCUAUUCAUUCUUGUGCAAUGAAGUUCCCUGAGGUUGCGAGCACUGUGGUUCAUUUGUUGAUGGAUUUCUUAGGGGAUAGUAAUGUGGCUUCUGCUAUGGAUGUGGUUCUUUUCGUGAGGGAGAUUAUUGAGACUAACCCGAAAUUGAGGGUGUCGAUUAUUACUAGGCUUUUGGAUACAUUUUAUCAGAUUCGGGCUGCGAGGGUUUGUUCUUGUGCUCUUUGGAUCAUAGGAGAAUAUUGCUUGUCUUUGUCUGAAGUGGAGAGUGCCGUAUCGACGAUAAAGCAGUGCCUCGGGGAUCUCCCAUUUUACACCGUGGCUGAAGAGGGUGAUGGAAAUGAUGCUUCAAAGGGUUCUCAGCAAGUGAACUCUUCGGUUACUGUUUCUUCUCGUAGGCCUGCUGUUCUUGCUGAUGGGACAUAUGCCACGCAGAGUGCUGCAUCUGAAACAAUCAUCUCAGCACCUGCGAUUGUUUCUGGAUCUUUGUCUUCAACAGGAAAUUUGAGAUCUUUGAUCCUUAGUGGAGACUUCUUCUUAGGAGCUGUUGUGGCCUGUACUCUGACUAAGUUGGUUCUGAGGUUGGAAGAGGUGCAGCCAUCAAGGGCUGAAGUGAACAAGCAGACUGCUGGGGCUUUGUUGAUCAUGACGUCUAUGUUGCAAUUGGGGCAAUCUUCAUACCUUCCGCAUCCAAUUGAUAAUGAUUCUAAUGACAGGAUUGUGCUUUGCAUAAGGCUACUAUGCAAUACUGGUGACGUGGUUAGAAAGAUUUGGUUGCAAUCAUGCCGUCAGAGUUUCGCGAAGAUGCUUGCAGAUAAGCAGUUCCGGGAGACACAGGAAAUCAAAGCAAUGGCUCAGUUUUCUAAUGCACAACCAGAUGAUCUUAUUGACUUCUACCAUUUGAAGAGCAGGAAGGGAAUGAGCCUGCUUGAGUUGGAAGACGAGGUCCAUGAUGACCUAAAACGUGCGACAGGAGAGUUCACCAAGGAUGGAGAUGAUGCUAAUAAGUUAAACCGUAUUCUUCAAUUGACAGGAUUUAGUGAUCCUGUUUAUGCUGAGGCCUAUGUUACUGUCCAUCAUUAUGACAUUGUCCUUGAUGUUACAAUCAUCAACCGAACUAAGGAGACACUCCAAAAUCUUUGUCUGGAGCUGGCAACCAUGGGAGACCUUAAACUUGUGGAGCGUCCACAGAACUAUACGCUAGCACCAGAGUCUAGCAAGCAGAUUCGAGCCAAUAUUAAGGUUUCUUCGACGGAAACUGGUGUUAUAUUUGGAAACAUUGUUUAUGAGACUUCAAAUGUUCAUGAGAGAACAGUCAUUGUACUCAAUGAUAUACACAUUGACAUCAUGGAUUACAUUUCUCCUGCCACUUGCACCGACGGAGUAUUUAGAAGUAUGUGGGCAGAAUUUGAGUGGGAAAACAAGGUGGCAGUAAAUACUAUAAUUCAGGAUGAGAAGGAAUUCUUGAACCACAUCAUCAAGUCCACAAACAUGAAGUGUCUCACAGCUCCCUCUGCCCUGGAUGGAGACUGUGGGUUUCUCGCAGCUAAUCUGUAUGCAAAGAGUGUGUUUGGCGAGGACGCUCUAGUGAAUGUGAGCAUCGAGAAGCAGAUCGAUGGAAAGCUCAGCGGUUAUAUCAGAAUUAGGAGCAAGACUCAAGGGAUAGCCCUCAGCUUAGGAGACAAGAUCACCCUCAAACAGAAAGGGGGCAGUUAAAGAGUACAGAUGAACCUUUCCAUUUUCUUAGUGUUUACUUCUCUGCUCUAGUUUGUUAUCUCAUAUUUUUGCCGGCAUUCUGUUAUUGAAAGUGGAACUGAUUAUUUGUUAAUUAUUUGUUAUUUAGGUUUCGAAUGCGUAGUCGAUCCAGAUUAUAUGUUUGUGACGUUGAGGUCUCGUCUUUAUUUAAGGCUGUGUUUGAAUUGCGAAAUUCAUGUUAAUGACAUCUAUGUUGUGUGAAUGUAAAGGUUUUAGUGGG